ACAGUUGUAUGGGUUUGGGUUUUGGAUCUUCUGGGGGUCGCGGUUUCGAAUCCGGGGCCUUAACGCGGAGAGCAUACAAUACGGUGCACCAAGUUUGUUUGGCGGUUUGACCGAAAGAUCUAAUAAUAAAGAUUUGAAUGCAGGGUUAUCUCCUAAUUUAGGGUUAUAGUCUGGGCGGGCAUGCGGACUUACUAUUUCGUCAGCUUUUUUCACGUCAAUUGACAGCCAUUUAAACAAACGUGAGUACUGUGGGGAACCCCACCGCACAAUCAAUGUCAUAGACUUGACCGCACUGCUUAUCUUUUUGCUGUGCAGAACAGCUUUUUCUCCGUCACCUCUUAAGCCUCUGUCAAGAAAAAAAACUGAGGUUCCUGGUGCGAAUAGUGGAAAUUCUUUUUUCAAAGCUCUUGUUGGCACUCGGUAAUCAGUAGAAAUUCAAAGUGGGUUCUGUGAAUGGUACCCUCGGUGGGUAAACAGUCUGUUCACAUGGACACUACGUGCGGCUCUUUACUACGAGAACUACAGCACAUUUGGGACGAGAUUGGAGAAAAUGAAGUAGACCGAGACAAAAUGCUCUUGGAGCUUGAAAAAGAAUGUUUGGAGGUUUACUGUCGGAAGGUGGACCAGGCAAGUCAUGCAAGGGCAAAGCUUCAUCAGUCGCUUGCAGACAAAGAAGCAGAGCUGGCAUCUAUUAUAGCUUCUUUAGGAGACAGGAAUCUUCAUUCUCAGUCAGAGAAAAGAUCAGGAAGCUUGAAGGAACAACUUGCAAGUAUUACACCACAAUUGGAAGAGUUGCGGCUGAGGAAAGAGGAGCGUAUUAAACAAUUCAACGAAGUAAAGGCUCAGAUUGAAAAAUUAUGUGGAGAAAUUUCUGGGUAUUCUCAACGCAAUGAUGUACUAAGUUCUACUAAUGGGGAGGAAGAGGACUUGUCACUUAGAAAGUUAGAUGAAUAUCAUGCGCAUCUGCAAGCACUUCAAAAAGAAAAGAGUGACCGCCUUCAAAAGGUAUUGGAAUAUGUGAAUGAGGUGCAUGGACUUUGUGCAGUACUUGGCAUGGACUUUUGGAAGACUGUCAGUCAAGUACAUCCAAGUUUGCAUGAUUCAGCCCCUGGACAACCAAAGAACAUUAGCAAUGAGACGUUGGAAGGAUUAUCACGGACCAUUCAAUCACUGAAUGAUGAAAAGAAGCUUCGUAUUCAAAAGUUGCAUGAUCUUGGAAAAUCUUUGAUUGAACUUUGGAACUUGAUGGAUACCCCAAUAGAAGAAAGAGAACUAUUUGAAAAUGUUGUAUUCAUUCUCAAAGCAUCAGAUAGUGAGGUUACGGGCUCAGGUGCUCUUGCAUUUGACAUAAUUGAGCAGGCAGAGAUAGAAGUUGAACGUUUAGAUCAAUUAAAAGCAAGCAAAAUGAAAGAGUUGGUUUUAAAGAAGAGAAUGGAGUUGGAAGAAAUAUGUAGACGAGCACAUUUGGAGCCUGAUGCAAGCACUUCACCAGAGAAGUCAAAUGCAUUGAUUGAUGCUGGUAUGGUUGAUCCUGCCGAGCUUCUUGCAAAUAUUGAGGCACAAAUAGUGAAAGCAAAAGAAGAUGUACUCAGCAGGAAAGAAAUAAUGGAUAAAAUAGACAAGUGGCUUGCUGCAUGUGAGGAGGAAAGCUGGCUGGAAGACUACAAUAGGGAUGAGAAUAGAUACAGCGCCAGUAGAGGUGCUCACAUAAACCUCAAACGUGCUGAGCGGGCCCGAGUAACUGUAACCAAAAUUCCUGCUAUUGUUGAAAAUUUGAAGGCUAAAACACACGUUUGGGAAGAAGAAAGAGGGACACCUUUUCUAUAUGAUGGCGUUCGCCUGUUAGCAAUGCUGGAAGAAUAUACUUUAUUGAGGCAAGAACGUGAGGAGGAGAAAAAACGAUUUCGGGAUCUGAAGCGGUUACAAGAACAAUUCCUUACAGAGCAGGAAGCUAUAUUUGGAUCCAAGCCAAGUCCAAUAAAGAUUAAUAGCUUUAAGAGAGGUCAGGGUUUGCGAGCAAAUGGAAGCACAACACCUACAAAUCGACGCAUUUCACUUGGAGGCUCUAUGCUUUCAGGAAGUUCUGAUCACACUGCACGGGGAAAUGGGUUUACCCCCCGUCAGAAUGGAAUUGGCAAGGAUGCCAGAAGGCGGCCAACUGCACCUUUGAACUAUGUGGCCUUAGGUAAAGAAGAUACAGCAUCACUUGCAUCUGUAGCAGGGUCCGAGCCACCUUCUCCUCGAGCUGGUUGAUCAAAGCUGAAGAUGUUUGGUUUGCAGGUUUGUUCUCCCUCAGCGGAAUUCAACUGGUUUUAAGAUACAUAUGACGGAUUUUAUGGGGCCAGUCUGUAUAUUUCUUACACUUGUACAAUGUUCUUUGUACCAAUAUUGGGAGUUCUGAUGAAUCAAAACUUCACCUACGAAUCAGUUGACUUUCUUUGAAAGAAGGGGUUUGUGGUGGAACUAUCACUUUUUAACUUAAUCAUCACCAUGGUUCAUGGAAUAACUUGUAUAGUGACGGUCAUAGUUUGUGAGGAGGUGGGACUGUUUAACUUUAUGGUUGGAUGUCUGAAACUUUUUGUUGUUUGAUGUGAAGAAAAGAGCUUGGCAUCAUUUAUUGUGUAGAGCAAAGGAUUAAUGAUGUAUAGUUUACUUGUUCAGGUGGGGUAAGAGUCAGGUAUGAGAGUUGCUGGGGUCAAUCAGUGUUUUAGUUGAUCAAAGCUGGCUUGACACUGCUAAAGUCUUUUGUUAUGAGGAUGGGGCCUUCUUAAUAUAGUGCCUAAUAUGACUUGACGUGACAAAUUUUAUUCUUAAAAGCUAUAGCAUAUAAUCUUUUGAGUAGA
This is a messenger RNA of Cryptomeria japonica (Japanese cedar), 2843 nucleotides long. RefSeq names its product 65-kDa microtubule-associated protein 6. NCBI's taxonomy places the organism in Eukaryota, Viridiplantae, Streptophyta, Pinopsida, Cupressales, Cupressaceae. The transcript is spliced from 13 exons. The coding region runs from base 454 to 2253 and encodes 599 amino acids. The record is from RefSeq and is a predicted model, not a curated record. Gene Ontology annotation, biological process: microtubule cytoskeleton organization. Gene Ontology annotation, cellular component: cytoplasm; spindle. Gene Ontology annotation, molecular function: microtubule binding.